GUAAGAAAAUCCCAGAAUUUGCUGCACGCACGCUGCCCUUCCCUGCAUUUAAACAGGAAUAUAAUUAGCAGUAUCUGCUGUCAAGAUAAUUGCAUUGUAUCGUGGAACUUAAACACUAAUCUCCUGCCUGGUGACUGGCUGCCCAGCAGUGAAUGUGCCAGAGUCAGCAGGAUGGUGUGUUUGACUGCGACGAGGAGGCGUUUGGGCCUGCAGCACCUCUCCAUAUUGUUCUCUAUCAGCGGCACAACAAAAAGGGGGCUUCUGCAGCAAAACGCAGCCGGGAGCAGCACCGAUCGGCAGACAGUCGGGGCAGGUCAGAGGGGUGCUGCUGCUGCUGCAAGCUGGUCAGUCACGCAAAUGUUUUUGCUGUUUUCAUUUUGUUGGCCCCGUUCUGCUCAGAUUUGACUAAAAACAAUGAGCAGCGACAGUGAAGCCUGUCGGUCCGAAACCCUACAGGCCGCAGCCUCACAGACACCUGACUCUCAGAGUGAGACGCCCAGAUCCAGACAGGAGCAAGAGGAAAAACUGAUCCUGGCUGCAUGGCGAACCAUGCAGCAGAGCCUCUCUGAGAAGGAGCCUGCAGCUCCAGGUCUUCCUCAGUCUUUCCUGGCCAAGCAGAGGCGCUCCACCCAGGCUAGGAGGGCCCGCUCCGCCCGCCCGGAGCCCCGAACUAAACCUCUUGGCGUUCACAAAACCAGAUGUUUGCAGUUUGUUGCUGACUUCAGGACCCUGUGAACUCUGACCCCAUGCUCACGCU
Poecilia reticulata (guppy) is the source of this 757-nucleotide messenger RNA. The record is from RefSeq and is a predicted model, not a curated record. NCBI's taxonomy places the organism in Eukaryota, Metazoa, Chordata, Actinopteri, Cyprinodontiformes, Poeciliidae.